This is a messenger RNA of Limulus polyphemus (Atlantic horseshoe crab), 898 nucleotides long. RefSeq lists its product as uncharacterized. The transcript is spliced from 8 exons. The record is from RefSeq and is a predicted model, not a curated record. The coding region runs from base 27 to 869 and encodes 280 amino acids. Lineage: Eukaryota; Metazoa; Arthropoda; Merostomata; Xiphosura; Limulidae.
UAUCAGAUCAAGAAGUAAGGAACAAGAUGACAAAUAAACCAUUAGCAUUUAGAAGACUUGCCAAUAAUAAAAACUCUUCCAAGUCAUGGAUUCUUCAGAUGACACACCGAUUGCCAAUUCUAAGACUUAAUCGCAACUGGAAUACUUCAACAGAACCUAAUUCUCUUGAUAUUCGAACCACAGAUCCUGCGUUGUCCCCAACUGUGUUCUUUCCUUUUGAAGACAUGGAAAAGAUAGACAUGAAGUCACCUGGCAUGAAAAAAAUUAGUUUGUCAUCAUUUGUUUCUCCUCGUAGGGCUCAAGCAUUAGCUGGACCUGAUACAAUUGACCCUGUGAUUCCACCACUUCUUCCUAGUCCACUGUCAGACUGUGAAGCCUGCAUCAUGCCUGGCAUCAAAAUAACUUCAGGAAAACGGCCUAAGCCUUUUCCUCCACCAGUGAAUUUGCUUAAACAUUUGCCUAAUAGAACAAAUGGCAGCUUUUCUUACAAAUCAUCCUUUAGUGACAAAUCAAGCUCAAAUUUGUGUCCUAUGGAUGUGUCUUCAUCAGGUACCUCCAAUAACUCGCAGGCUGCAGCAGUGUAUUCAAGUAAUGAGACUGUCAACCAACUGAAUGGAAAAAGGGAAAGUAAGGUCACCAUGAAUCAUCCAGGUGUAGAUGCUUCAUUGUCCACAAAAGAUAAUUCGAAUUUAUUUGAAGAAUCAACAGAAGGAAGUAAAACUUUAGUGCAAUCCCUGCAUCCUGGAGGUGAAGAAAAAAAGCCUAUGACAGAAGCUGAAAAAAAUGACCUUGCAAAUCUACUACAAGAUCUUGACAUGGAAAAAUACUUGCACAAAUUUGAAUCUCAGGAGGUGAGUAUUAAAAUGUAAAAAUAUUCAAUUUGUACUAGCCUGUGAGA